GGGGAGGCGGAGGGGGAGGAGGCGGCCGGGUUGCGGGAUUGGGUCACGGGGAGGCUGCCGGGCCCCGGCGGCAGCGCCGCUAAUUCCCAGGCCGCCCUUAAGGAAUGAGGCGCCCCACGUGACGCUGGCGGGGCGGGCGAACUCCGAGCCAUUUUGGGGACGGUGUCAGUUUCCACUGUGUGCCUUCAGCGUUGCAUUCUUCCCUCCUCCGCCCUCCUCCCGCCCGCCCGCCCGCCCGCCCUCCUUCCCUCCCCGGGUCCCCGCCACCAACUAUGAAAUAACAACAACAAUAAUACUCGUAAUAAUAACAAUAAUAAUAAAAGAAGGAACGCGAGCGAGGCCGCGAGGCGGAGCGGGGGGCAGAGGGAGAGACAAUGGGCUGGUGGAGAGAGGACCCAUCCGGACCGGGGAGACUGUGCGCUCCCAGCGCCUGAGCCGCCCGGGCGGCCAACUCGGAGGGAGCGAGAGAGCGAGGGAGCGAGCGAGAAGGGCCCGCGAGGAGCGGCGGAGACCCGGGCGUUCUGUAACUAAAAUGAGCGGAGCGCAGCGGCGGCGGCGGCAAUAAGCUUAUUGCAAUUGACAGCGUCUGCAGUUCAUUUCAAGAUGGCCGCUUGGCUCACAUUCAUUUUCUGCUGAACGACUUUUAACUUUCAUUGUCUUUUUUGGCCGCUCCGAUCAUCACCCACCGGCUCCGUUUUCCGGAGCCGCUGCUCGCCACGCCAAAAUGCACCGAACAACCAGAAUCAAAAUAACCGAGCUAAACCCCCAUCUCAUGUGCGUGCUCUGCGGCGGGUACUUCAUUGAUGCAACAACCAUCAUAGAGUGCCUCCACUCCUUCUGUAAGACCUGUAUCGUGCGUUACUUGGAGACCAGCAAGUAUUGUCCUAUCUGUGAUGUCCAAGUUCACAAAACUCGACCGCUUUUGAAUAUAAGGUCAGAUAAAACUCUCCAAGAUAUUGUAUACAAGCUAGUACCAGGCCUUUUCAAAAAUGAAAUGAAAAGAAGAAGGGAUUUUUAUGCUGCUCAUCCGUCGGCUGAUGCUGCCAAUGGCUCUAAUGAAGACAGGGGAGAAGUGGCUGACGAAGACAAAAGAAUUAUAACAGACGACGAGAUAAUAAGCUUAUCCAUUGAAUUCUUUGACCAGAAUAGACUGGAACGAAAAGGAAAUAAGGAGAAAGAAAAAUCAAAGGAAGAGGUGAAUGACAAAAGAUACUUGCGCUGCCCAGCAGCAAUGACAGUGAUGCAUCUAAGAAAGUUCCUGCGGAGUAAAAUGGAUAUACCUAACACUUUCCAGAUCGAUGUGAUGUAUGAAGAGGAGCCUCUGAAGGACUACUACACCCUAAUGGAUAUUGCCUACAUCUAUACCUGGAGGCGGAAUGGGCCUCUGCCCCUGAAAUAUCGGGUCCGACCUACUUGCAAGAGGAUGAAGAUCAGUCACCAGAGAGAAGGCUUGAAUAACAGUGGGGAGCUGGAAAGUGACUCUGGGAGCGACAAGGCGAGCAGCCCAGCAGGAGGCAUCCCCUCCACCUCCUCCUGUUUGCCCAGCCCCAGCACCCCGGUCCAGUCUCCUCACCCCCAGUUCCCUCACAUCUCCAGCACCAUGAAUGGCACCAGCAGCAGCCCCAGCAGUAACCACCAGUCCUCCUUUACCAACAGAGCUCGGAAAACAUCAAUAAAUGGCUCCUCAGCCACUUCAUCUGGUUGAUGUGCCAACCAGGCUACCACCCUCGUCCUUCCUUUAUAUAGAUCUCUCCAUGCCAUUACAGCUUUAUAGAUGCUAAUCCAUGUGACUAUCAUCCAAAUUGCUUUCUUUUGUAGUAACACUGAACUUGGCUAUAAAAGGCCAGACUAGGUGACAUUCAGGAUGGACGUUAAUGGAAACGCAAGAUUGAAAUGUAAAUUGUUUUCAGAGGACUGAGAAGCUAACAAAAGUUACAUCUUCACCUGUUCUGAGUGAUGUGGAGUUGUUUCUGUCCCCAUCAUCUGGAGUCAGGAGUCUCCAGAAGUCAGUACAAAUCCCGGGAAGUAGUUUGUUAAUCCAGACUAACUCCUCCAUUGCGUUCUCUUCGAUUGUUAUUGUUCUUAUGCUGUUUUGUGAACCUGUAGAAAGCAAGUGCUUUUUCAUCUUGAAAUCCAACAAAAUUGAAAGAAUAUGCAUAGAGAAAUGCAUAUAUGUAGCCAUGUCACUGUGAAUAACAAUUUUUGCGUAUUAGCCAUUUUGAUUCUUAUGUUGCAUCUUUUACUUCUCUGUUGCUGCGCAGAACCGAUCAAAAGAAAAGUAAACUUCAGUUUUACAAUCUGUAUGCCUAAAAGCGGGUAUUACCGUUUUAUUUACUGACUUGUUUAAAUGAUUCGCUUUUGUAAGAAUCAGAUGGCAUUAUGCUUAUUGUACAAUGCCAUAUUGGUAUAUGACAUAACAGGAAACAGUAUUGUAUGAUAUAUUUAUAAAUACUAUAAAGAAAAUAUUGUGUUUCAUGCACUCAUGAUAUGGUUGUUAACUUUCUAAACUGGUUCGACCCUUGCAGAUGCCGCCUGUUUGAGCUUUGCUUGUACUGCAAGAAACACUUUGUGUGUGAGAGCUACAGUAUUGGGAAAGCACAUUCAAGUCUCUGAUAACCCGGAGGCAAUUGGCAAUCUUAAAAGGAUUUUACUGGCUUUGUCUGUUUUUUUUCAAGUGAAAUAUUUUUACUUUACCAAAUGUUGAAGUGAUACAGUGAAGAAAAAAAAAAUCAAGGGACAUGGAAGUCUUUGACCUGUUUGAUAACCUUUUUAUUAUUUGGUGUGGUGGGACUGUGUUUUUAAAAGCACAUGGAAUCAUUAUAGAAGCCAUAAACUAUUUGGUAUAAAGUUUAAGGAACCAGCAAGUGGCUGGAUGAAGGCAUUUUAUCUAAAUUUGUUUUAAUAUAUAUGUAUAUGGUACAGUACUAACUUCAUUAAAAUUUAACAGGUACUUUUCAAUAAAUUGUGGAGAAUGCCUUCUCUUUAAUGGCCUGCAAGUAGGUGCAUUUUAUUACAGGCUUCUAAGAGUGGGUUUUUUUCAGUAGAAGGAACUUUUCCACCAUAAAAUAUGAACAGCCCAGAUACUUUUCAGUUUGUGCUUUGCUUUGGUCGAACUUUGUGUGUGUUCAUCACCCAUCAGUUAUACAUUUGUGAGGGUGUUUAUUCUAUAUGGAUAUUGUUUCAUGUUUGUACGGAAAAAUUGUAGUUAAACAUUUCAUUGUCUCCAGUCUGCAAAAGAAGCACAAUUCUUAAUUGCUUUGUCUUGCUUAUAGUCAUUAAAUCAUUACUUUUGCAUAUAAAUUGCUGUUAUUUGUCCUGCUUGUUUUUAUAGACCAGGUGAUUGCAAAUCCUCCACAAAGUUAUCGCUUAUUGAUGUAUAUGUCUUGUUAAACAAGAGUUGAUAUUUUUUUCUGUAGUAAACAUGUACAGCUCAAUUUCAACAGUAAAAACUUCAGUUUUAUAUACACGAAUAACUUUCAUUUAUAGCUGAUCAAAGAAAUAAACAAAUAAAAGGGAUAAUUCAUUGAAAAGUAGCAAA
Molecule: messenger RNA, 3538 nt
Organism: Lepidothrix coronata (blue-crowned manakin)
Lineage: Eukaryota; Metazoa; Chordata; Aves; Passeriformes; Pipridae
Gene: BMI1
Product: BMI1 proto-oncogene, polycomb ring finger
Exons: 10
Coding region: 725-1705 (326 amino acids)
Biological process (GO): negative regulation of transcription by RNA polymerase II
Cellular component (GO): PRC1 complex
Molecular function (GO): promoter-specific chromatin binding
Source: RefSeq, a predicted model, not a curated record